This is a messenger RNA of Closterium sp. NIES-65, 4357 nucleotides long. The record is from the annotation of a GenBank genome assembly. NCBI's taxonomy places the organism in Eukaryota, Viridiplantae, Streptophyta, Zygnematophyceae, Desmidiales, Closteriaceae.
AUGGCGGAGGCGGUCGCAGUUAUGCGCGCGAAGAAGAAGGCGGCGGCGAAUGGCGAAAGGGAAGGGCCGGUGCUAACGCGGUCGGAGAGUUUGUUGGACGAGAAGUUCGACGCGUAUGAGGCGGCCAACUACCGCAUGUGGGCUCGAUCCAAGUCCGACGCUUUUUCCAGGCGGUCAAGCACGAGCGCCGACGAGAGCUGCUCGGAUGGCGCGGAUGGCGCGGAUAGCGAGGAUGGCGCGGAGGGCGGAGAGGGGAAGGCGACCGCCGAGGGGGGUCCGCUGAAGCGCAGCUUGACGGAGGAUACGACGGGGAAGACCAUGGCGCGCGGCGCGCUUGACGGCUUGGCGCGCUCGGCCAGCGAUGUCACCCUGCAGGACGCGGAGAUGGACGAGAUGGACAGAGAGGUGCUGCAAGAGGCGUUCGUGCGCGUGGUGGCGCUGCAGCAGCGCGUGCAGCACUACCGCGACCUGGGCGGGUUCGUGGUGCUCAUGGCGCUCUUCAUCACCAUCCUCUACCUCCAGGCCGACUCCUCCCGCAGCUACGAAAUUACCUCCGCGCAUGCCGUGCUCUUUCCCCCCGGCAUGAGUCAGGACGCCUCCAACACCUUCAACGGUCCGGAUGACUUCUACAGCUGGCUCAACACCAGCAUCGUGCAGACUCUGUGGGCGGACCCCACAUGUGGCGACGGCUCGUGCGACCGGCCAUUCCAGUUCCCCGCUUUUGGCCGCUUUGGCUGCGAGGCAGACUGCGGCACGUUCCCCAACCUCACCUCCGUGAUCAUCAGAUUCUCCUCGCACCUUGACACCCAACAGGCUGCGGACGAAUCUUCCUGGAACCUCUGCAUGGUCGACCCAGUCUCCCUCUGCUGGUACGAGGCAUUCCAGCCAUUUCCGCGUGGCGAGUCAGAAGUGUCAGUGGCGUUGGACAUUCCGGACGGCGACUGGGUGGUGGUGCUCAUCGCGCCCGCGGGGGGCAUCCGCGGCACCGUGCACGCGCCCCCUCCCGGCACGCGCCGCCUCUCCGUCGUCGGCGCCGCCUCCUCCAUUGAGCUCGUCGCGUGGGGGUCCUGCUCUCUCGACGAUGGCCUUGCGUCCACCAAUCAGACGCAGCCAGGUGGCAGUGCUGCCGGUGCUUCGCCCGACAUCUGUCGUGAUACGUGUGCAAGGCUGGUGGUCUGCCUGCCAGCAACCUGUGGGCGAGCAUUCACGGAGAGGGAGGUGGCAGGGGCGUUCGUGGACUGUGCGCGCAUGUGCAUCGUUGCACCUUCUUCCAUCACCUCCUAUGCGAAUGCUUCCUGCCCCACGGUGCGCUUCCAGCUCCAUGUUGCCGUGCCGCAUGCAUCCCUGCUCAUCCCAUGUCUCGUGAUUCCAAUACUAUUCAGGGCGUAUCUCAGUUCGGGCAGCAUCCCAUGCCCCCAUCAUGCACAUCCUUCCCUUCAUUCCCCAUACCAGCUUCUCUCAGAUGCGCUCCUUUCACUGAGCGUGGCAGUCUGUCCACUUGAUAUGUCCUUGGCUCUCCCUGCCUCUGCGUGCCGCUCCCUGCCUCUGCGUGCCGCUCCCUGCCUCUGCGUGCCGCUCCCUGCCUCUGCGUGCCGCUCCCUGCCUCUGCGUGCCGCUCCCUGCCUCUGCGUGCCGCUCCCUGCCUCUGCGUGCCGCUCCCUGCCUCUGCGUGCCGCUCCCUGCCUCUGCGUGCCGCUCCCUGCCUCUGCGUGCCGCUCCCUGCCUCUGCGUGCCGCUCCCUGCCUCUGCGUGCCGUUCCCUGCCUCUGUGUGCCGCUCCCUGCCUCUGUGUGCCGCUCCCUGCCUCUGCGUGCCGCUCCCUGCCUCUGCUGAUACGUUUCACCCAGCCGAUCAUAUAUCUGGUGGCAACCGUCGCAAGGUGACCUGCUCCCCUAUUUAUGCCAUCCCUCUACGCCUGUCUCGCUUGUUAUCCCUCGCUCUGUGUGUUUCCUCUUGUGAAUGCUGUUUCCCGGCUGCUCGCUGUCGCUCUCCCCUCCUCACUGCGGCGCUCACAUCUCCAGUUGCUUGCUCCUGCAGUCAUCUCGCUGCUAACUCUGUCAUUCAGUCUUUCACAGCCUCUGUUUCCCAACCUCUCCUCCCCUACCCAUUCCCCCAAAAUCCGUGGUGCAUGGCUGCUCUCUGCUCUCAGGCGCUCUACCGCUUCCACCACUCCCACAGCUAUGAUCGCUGGCCUGCCUCCACUGCCCCUGGCCCCCUUGAUACCUCCUCCCUGCCCGCUGCUGCUGGAGUGCGUUCUCUCGCUGCCCCUGCCGUCGACUCUCCUGCUGCGUCGGCCUCUGCUGCUUCCACGGCCCUCGCAGAAGCGCACCCGCUGGAAACACAGAGAUUUGAACGACUGACAGCGCUGCAGGUGGCGGUGUCGCGAGCCCUCUUCACAGUGACCAAGGAUCAGUGCCUUGCAGGCCACGGGCCGGGAGCGAACAGGAAGCACUCACAGGGAGGCCCGGGCAGCCUGCGGUGGAACAUGGUGGCGUGCUUUUGCACCAUGCUGGGUGGACCUGUGACGACGCUGGAUGAGUGCCGCCUCACGGAUACAGCAGGGCGGCAAGUGUUGUCUAUUUCGGACAUGUAUGUGUACCUGCGCAGCACGCAUGUGAGGGGCGGGCGCGUGAUCUCAGCGCAGCACAUGCGGCGCUUCGUGCAGACGGUGGCGGCGGCGCUGCGGUCCGUGACACUCAUUUCAGAUGCGGCGGCGGCGCGUCUCAACACGCUCAUGCACUCCUUUGAUGAUGCCAUCGCCACCUCCGACGCUGUCGGCUGCUCUCAAGGCGGUGCGUGGUUGCCGUGGCGGGCGGGUGUGAAGCACAACACGACCAUCCAUGUGGGCGACAAGGUCACCUGGGUGUGGGAUGACGACCUCCCACACUCCCUCAAAGUGGCAGCGAUGGGUGAGGCAGAGGACCCACUGUUUCUGGGCUUUGGAGGGAACCGUCUGGUCGUGUCGCGCCUGCUGACAUGCACGCACAUGAACGUGGGCGCGGGGGACACCGUUGAAGAACCGCAGCCAUGCGUGUUGAGGAUGGACGACGAGUCCCCCGGCUCCUUUGCAUACAGCAAGGUGUUUUACGAGCCCCUUACGAUCCACUACGAGGACGGCACUCUCUCGCUCGACGACUCCUCUUCCUCCUCUGAUGUGUCGCUUCUCACUGUGCUGCCUGCACGAGCAGGAGCUGAGGUUGCUGGUGGUGUGCAUGCCACUGACAGCAGCACUCUCUCCAGCACCGCACAUUUCACAACCGCCAGCACCAUCACGCCCUCGACCACCACCACCUCCUCCUCCUCCCCCUCCUCUUCCCCCUCCUCCUCUUCCUCCCCCUCUGCCUCCACCGCCACCGCCGCCGCCGCCGCCGCGGCAACCUACGAGUGCUCGCCGGGGUGCCGGCUGCGGCGGCUGGCGAACGGGGUGUGCGAUGCGGCGUGCAACACGCCGGCGUGCGCCUUUGACGGCGGCGACUGCGCGUGUGUCGACCCGCUCUUUGGCCCCGGCAUCUGCUCCUGUCCCCCGGGCCACACCCGCCACGACGACGGCUCGUGUUGUCUAUCCACGGCGGUGGGAGCCAAUCUCAACUUCCCCUUCUCACUGCAGCGCUACGGCCCCAACUACACAGAGAGCAACCAUGCCUUCGCGGCUGAGAGGGGCAUUGCUGUCAACCGCUACGUGUCUCGCCACAAUCGUUUGCUGAUCGGCAUGGUGCUGCAGCAGGAUCGGUGGGGCACGCAGCACUGCAACGGAUCGGGGCUGUUGCACCUGGCGGGGUGGUGCAGCAACGGCACGUCCUUGGAACCGUUCGGAGUGAACCCGCACUUCCUGCCCACGUCGGCCAUCUACAACAGCGCUGCCAGCGCCAACAUGAGCCAGCUCGACAACAACACAUUUGGCGUCAAACUGAAGUUCAACCCGCAGGGCCUCCCGUACGGCUUCAUCUACCCCAUGGCAUCACUCACAACCCUCCCGCUGGUGUUUGACAUCAAUCUCGACUACGAGGCGGCCAUGCGUCGUCUGCACUACCUGGUGGAUGGCGGCUAUAUCGACAAUGGCACUCGCACUGUCGACGUCAGCUUCAUAACUUUCAACGGCGAGACGCUCACGUUCGUGCUGACCACUGUGAGGUGCACAUUAAACGCGGGGGGCAGCAUGGCAGUCACCUUCAGGUCGCAGCCGGCAGCCAUGGCGAUGUACGAUGCAUCGGCGGACAACAUCGCACGGCUGGUGCUGGAGGUGGUGUAUCUGGUGGGGCUGCUCUGGAAUGUGUGUGGCGAGCUGCAGGAGAUGGCCGACCGCGCUGCUGUUGACGUGCUCUCCCUCGCACUGCUACUUUGGGCAAGCAUGGAACUGG